AUGUGGCUGGGGGUUGCAGUUCUGAUUUCUCUUGCUGGAGGCUCGGCUGGGGAGGAAGGAACUGAUGAUGAAGGGACCCCCUGCUCGAAGUACCAGCAAGCUUUCAACCACUCCUGCUAUGAGUUUGUGAGACUCCAGCAAAGCUUCACAAGUGCCCAGAGCUGGUGUGAGAGAGGAGGAGGGCACCUUGUCUUUAUUCAGAAUGAGGAAACUCAAGAGUUUUUGCAAAAACACAUUGCUGAGGAGCAGGAGUGGUGGAUAGGACUGAUCUCAAACUCCUCGCCAAAUGAAACUACUCACGGGUCGAUGAUUUGGCUGGACACUUCAAAUAUGAGCUACACUAACUGGCACAAGGAUCAGCCAUCUUCCAUCUCACCCACUUGUGGGUACAUCCUGAAGAAUGCCAAGUAUCAGUGGGGUGUGACUGAAAAUUGCAGCCAGGAAUUUGACUUCAUUUGUGAGUUUGAAUCUGGCCAGAGCAUUGCCUGUGAUAAUUACAAUGCCACUGUACAGUGUGGAUCUGGAGAAGUUAUUGAGAUUGGAGAGAGCUUCUAUGGACGAAGGACCCCUCAUUACUGUGUGUCUGACACUCCUCUCCAGGAGGACACAGGUGAAAGCUGCAGCUGGAGCAGUGUCAAAGAUGAAGUGGCAGCCCAGUGUCACGGUCUCCAGGCCUGCCAGGUGACAGCAGAUGGCACUUUCUUUGGGGAUCCUUGUCCAGCUUGGGGAAGCUAUUUGUCUAUUCAAUACCACUGCAGGGAAGGUCUGCAGCUGGUGGUGACAGAUACAUGUUUUGUCUCUGAAAAUGUCACAGUGAGUCUGAACUGGCUGCUCUCACCAUACUCUGGCAACCUUUCCUGUACCAUCAGCACUGGAGAUGGUCACACUAUCGAUCCUUACUACCCUCCAACCAACAUCACACACAGAUACUCCUCUCCUGGAGAGUUCACUGUCUUUGUGGAGUGCAGCACCAGCGAGUGGCACGUGAUGGCCCAGAGGCAGGUGACAGUCCAGGACAAGAUGGAUCAACUCAGCAUUACUGGGUGCUACAGCCAGCACGGAGCUGGGAGCAGCUCUCACUGCCAGGCACUGUAUGGGGAGGUGUUGUGGAUUCAGGUGGAACUCAAUGGAGGCAGUGGAGUGACCUACAUUAUGGUAGCAGAUAACAUCACCCUGGCUGAAUCCAGUGCCAAGGAAGGAAUUACCCCUCACAACCUGACACUGGACAGUGCCUCCCAAGAGCUGCUGGGCCCGGGGACACAUCAGCUGGAAAUCCGAGCGUCCAGCAACACCACGGCCUCGGAGAUCUCCGAGACUUUGGCUGUUCACUUAGUGGAGCCAAUAUCUGGUCUUGAGGCUGUGUUGGCCUCCCACACUCUGCAGCUGGGGGAGAACGUGCAGGUGAAUGUCUCUGUGCAUCGAGGUGCCCCGGAUGAGGUGACGGUUGAGGUGACAGGCUCGAACGAGACUCGCUGUCACACGGAGGAUGGGCCUCGUGGGGAGCCUCGCACCUACGUCAUUCCCACGCACUCAGAAGGUAUUUUCCUGGUGAAAGUGGUGGCCAAGAAUGCCUUCUCAAACAUGAGUCUGGAUCUUGGAUUCAUCACUGUGUUGGCAAACUCUUCCCAUAAAAGAGGUAAUUGCGUUAAUCUGACAGUGCUGGUUUUGAGGACACUUCUUGCAAUCAGAGCCCUUAAUGGAAUAUUUAUAGAUCACAAAAGAGAAGCCAAAAUCUAUGUUAGACCGAGUCGCCACGUGGAUCCUUUCACAGCUGUUACACUUGGCUGGCCAGACAACACCAGGAAUUCCAGUUUUCUCUGGUCCUGUGGAGCUUGCUGGCCUGCAUGGAGUGAAUGUGUGCUGCAACAGAUCAUCCUAACCAACCAAUCUGAGGUGCAAAUCCCACCUCCCUGCCUUCCUCCCCCGAAAUCAGCAGUGACUGUCAGGAUUACAGUCCGAACCCACGGCGGUGAAGAGAGGCAGGACGAGCAGUGUCUCUAUGUGACUGCAAAACAAGAACUGCAGCUGGAAAUCAGGUGUGAGGCAAACUGCAAACCAGUGAAUGUUAGUGAGGAAGUUGUUUUGAGUGUCUCUGGACAGAAGGACUCCCAGGCCAUACAAUAUAACUGGUAUUUGGAUAACACAUCCCAGACCAAGUCUACAACCCUCCCUCUGGCCUGUGGCCUGACUGGUUUCCGGCAGAACUCUUUGAAUUUGCUUCAAAGCAACACAUCCGUGUUGAGAAUGAACAGCUCCUUCUUGCAGACACAGGGAGAAGCUUUUCAGAUUAAAGUAACAGCAGUGACUCAGCGCCGCUACGGGGAGGGGAUGUACCUUGUCAGCACCGUGUCCCCGCCCGCCAUCCCCGCCUGUGCCGUGUCUCCCGAGCGGGGAUCCGUGCUCUCCACCUUCAGAGUCUCCUGCAGCGCUCCCGGCGUGGUGGAUCCCUCGCAGCGCGGUCCCAACAGGCAGCUCACGUACUGCUUCUAUCUGGAACCAAAUUCUCUCCUGGACUGCAGCCCGGAUCCUGAACUCUUCCCAGUCUAUCUUCCACUUGGAGGAGAGGAGAAUAACUUUACUGUACACGUGACAAUUACUGUUAGCAACAGCUUUGGUGACACAGUUCAAACAAACGCUUCAGUGAAGGUUGGACCUGCAGAUGAGAUGGAUGGGAACCUGACCCUGCAGGGCAUGGUGUCUGAGAAGGCAAACACCAUCCUGAGAGAUGGGAACAACAGCAUGAGCCUUUUGCAGCUGUACAAAUCAGUGACAUCUGUCCUUAACCAGCAGAGCCAAGAGGAAAGCUUUAACACGUCUUUACAGACAAACACACGAAAAGAGCUCCGAGGGCUGAUGCUGACAACUCUCUCUGCUGUUAAUGUAACAUCAGUGCAGGCUGCUCUUAAGAUGUCAGAGGUGUUGAAAGAAAUCACUUACAGGAGUGAGGAGCUGUCUGUCUCAGCACAGGUGGAAGCCAGCAAUACUCUGAAAGAUGUCAGUGCUUCCCUGCUGGCUGUGAACCCUGAGGACAGCAGAGAUGAUCAGAAGUUAAAGGAAGCAGCCAACCAUCUCUUUAAUGCAGUGAGCAACGUCCUUAAAGCUUCUGCAGAACUCAGAGCUGUGAACUCUUCAGUGCCAGAGGCAGACCAGAUUUUGGUGUCCCACCAGCUCCUGAGUACAGUGGAAAAUCUCCAGAGUGCCCUCCUGUUUGGGAAAGCCCCGGAUGAUGAACCCACAGUGCUCACCACCCCUUCUGCCACAAUGUACAUGCACAGAUUACAAACAGAAAACAUGGAUGGCACGUCCAUUAACAUCUCCAAUUCCAGCUCUGCCAGCUUUACUCUCCCAUCUGCUUCCUCUCUCAGUGUUUCAGGACUUGAUGAUGAAACAGUGGAUAUAAGGAUGGUGAGCUUUGCUGUGAAUCCCUUUUUCUCCAGUGACACCAGUUUUGACAUCAGUGGAACAGUGGGGGGUCUAAGUCUUACUGGUCUGGAUGGCUUGGUCAUACCAGUCAGCAACCUCAAAGAGAACAUUGAAAUCAUGUUACCAAGGCUUUCAGCAACUCAGGAAGAUAAGAUUCUGUUGAAUCUGGGCAAUUAUAGCACUUUCCAAGUCAAUGUUACCUCAGAUAACACAUCUGUAGUGAUCCACCUGGAAUCUGAACACGACAUCCCACUAAUCCUCUACCUGGGGUACGGUUAUCACCCAAAUGAGACUAAUUAUGAUAUGAAAACCCAUCUGUUCUCUAAGAAAGCUGCUGGAGGUGAGACAAACACCUGGGUUCUCAGCCCAGCAGAACUCAUUUUUGGAGAAGGGACCUACUAUUUCACGGUUUUGCAAGAUAUGGGAAUGGAUUCCACAGUCCAUGCUGGGCUAACUGUGGGUGUCACUUGCUUUGCAUCCCGCUGUGUAUUUUGGGAUGAGCGCCAAGGGAGCUGGAACAGUCAUGGAUGUCAUGUAGGACCAAAAACAAAUCCUAGAAGCACACAGUGCCUGUGCAACCACCUGACUUUCUUUGGGAGCUCCUUCCUCGUCAUCCCCAAUGCCAUAGAUGUCAGCAAAACUGCACAGCUCUUUGGCACAUUUGUGGACAAUCCUGUGGUGGUGACAACUGUAGGAUGCAUCUUUCUGAUAUAUGUGCUGGUGGUUAUUUGGGCUCGAAGGAAAGACAUCCAGGAUGAUGCCAAAGUGAAAAUCACGGUCCUGGAAGACAACGACCCCUUUGCUCAGUACCGGUACCUGGUGACAGUUUUCACAGGACACCGCCGUGGCGCAGCCACAACCUCCAAGGUGACUCUCACCCUCUAUGGAAUGGAAGGAGAGAGUGAGCCCCACCAUCUAACUGAUCCUGAUACACCUGUGUUUGAACGUGGAGGAGUGGAUGUUUUCCUUCUCUGUACCUUCUUCCCUCUUGGGGAACUGCAGAGUAUUAGACUGUGGCAUGAUAACUCAGGGGAUAGUCCGUCCUGGUAUGUGAAUCGAGUAUUAGUCCAUGAUCUGGCAUGGGAUCAGAAAUGGUACUUCCUCUGUAACUCCUGGCUAGCCAUUGAUAUUGGAGAAUGUGUCCUAGAUAAAGUGUUCCCAGUAGCUACAGAACAGGACAUGAAGCAGUUCAGCAAUCUGUUUUUCAUGAAGACCUCCAGGGGUUUCCAGGACGGGCACAUCUGGUACUCGGUUUUCAGCCGCUGCCCACGCAGCUCCUUCACGCGCGCCCAGCGCGUGUCGUGUUGCUUCUCGCUGCUCCUGUGCACCAUGCUGACCAGCAUCAUGUUCUGGGGCGUGCCCAAGGACCCAGCCGAGCAGAAGAUGGACCUGGGUAAGAUCGAGUUCACAUGGCAGGAAGUGAUGAUUGGCUUGGAGAGCUCCCUCCUCAUGUUCCCCAUCAACCUGCUCAUUGUGCAGAUCUUCAGGAACACGCGACCCUGGCCAGCCAAGCAGGGCACAGAGAAGAAGCCGGGGAAGAACGGCCGAGUGUCCCCAAGGGAACCCCCCACCCCAGAGGCCACCCAGGCUGCCUCGCUCACUCCAGAGGCUGUGACAAAGGACAUAAGAAGAAUUGCCAACUCACUCUUUAAAGCCCUGAAGACUCCACCUCUCACCUCAGCAUCAGAUCUUGGAAAAGCAACAAACAUCAACACCCUUCUGUCGUUGGUUGAGGACGUCAUCUGCCAGCAGAACAGAGCUGGGCAAGGGUUUUACGACGGGAGCAAGAAGGAUGGCCCUAUAAUUGUCACUUUAGGUUCUGUGGAUUUGCAAGAAAAAACAAGCCCAACUCCAGAGAGGAGAAUCUGUGAGCGACCAAAACAUGGUGAUUACAAUCGCUGCUUGUACACACAGCUCCAGCAGGUGGAGAUGGAGCUGGAAUUACUGGGGCCCCAUAAAUUCCAGCUGCCUCAGAGUUACAGCCAAGCUGUUCAUCAGGUUCAGCACAUGAAGAGCCUCCUGGAGCAGAGAAUGAACUCAUCAGCGCCCAUCAGUGAGGGGUGGUCCCUUAGUCCAGACUUGUCCGGUGAUGACAAGAAGAGUGUUUCUUCCAAAGGGCUGCCCUGGUGGUUUGUGUUCGUUGGGUGGUUCCUGGUGGCAGCCACCAGUGGUGUGUCCGGGUUCUUCACCAUGCUCUACGGGCUGCACUACGGCAAGGACAACUCCAUCAAGUGGCUGAUCUCCAUGCUCAUCUCCUUCUUGGAAAGCCUUUUCAUCACACAGCCCUUAAAGGUGCUGGGAUUUGCUGCUUUUUUUGCUCUGGUUCUGAAGAAGGUGGAACAUGAGGAUGUAGAAAACCCAGCUAUCGAUGGGCCUUUAUCUGCACCAGGUGAUUCACACCCUCUCUUAGGAGCCCGAAGAGACAGUAGAAGCAACAUUUACCGGCCACCUCCUGCAGCUGAUGUGGAGAAAAUGAAAAUCAGCUGCAUGAAGGAGCAGAAAGCAUUUGCCCUCAUCCGAGAAAUCCUGGCCUAUGUUGGGUUUUUAUGGAUGCUGUUACUGGUUGCCUAUGGGCAGAGAGACCCCAAUUCCUACUAUUUGAACAAGCACAUUGAGGACAGCUUUACAGCUGGAUUCCACCGUGUCUACAGUUACCAGGAUUUCUUCACCUGGGCAAACACCACCUUACUCAAAAACCUUUAUGGAUCAUAUAAAGGAUUCAUCACGGAUGGCAAUUCCAAGCUGGUGGGUAGUGCUCGAAUCCGCCAAGUAAGAGUGAAAGGAGACACCUGCCCUAUUUCUCCCAAACUCCAGCAUGUAGUUGAGCAGUGCCAUGCUCCCUACUCCCUACACACAGAAGAUACAUCAGUUUAUGGGGAACACUGGAAUACUUCAGCCUUUGAUAACUCCUCUGACCUGAGCUCAGCGUGGCAGUAUCAGAGCCAGUCCAAACUGAGAGGGCAGCCCAGCUGGGGUAAACUGGCCAUCUACAGUGGAGGGGGAUAUGUGAUUCACCUGGGAACAGAUCCUGGCAAUGCCUCCAGAAUUCUCCAGUACCUUUUCAACAAUGUCUGGCUGGACACCUUCACCAGAGCAGUGUUUGUUGAAUUUACAGUCUACAAUGCCAACGUGAACCUGUUCUGCAUCAUAAGCCUGAUGUUUGAGAGCAAUGCUUUAGGGGCCUUCUUCACAAGUGCAGAGCUGCAGAGUGUCCGGCUUUACCCCUACACCAACAGCCUCCACCUCUUUGUGGUUGCAGCAGAAGUGAUUUAUUUCCUCUUUAUUGUGUACUACAUGAUAGUGCAGGGAAAACUGAUGAAGAGUCUGAGAUGGAGAUAUUUCCACAGCAAGUGGAAUCUCCUGGAGAUGGCCAUUAUACUGAUUAGCUGGAGUGCUCUGUCGGUGUUUGUGAAGAGGACAAUCCUUGGGACCCGAGACAUCAGUUACUACCAGGAACACAAAGAGAACUCUGUGAGCUUCAGCGAGACAGCGAGAGCUGAUGCAGUUCUUGGCUACCUGAUCGCCUUCCUGGUGCUCCUCUCCACAGUGAAGCUGUGGCACCUCCUCAGGCUCAACCCUAAGCUAAACAUGAUCACCUCAGCACUGAGGAGGGCGUGGGGUGACAUCUCUGGGUUCCUCACUGUGAUUGCAAUCAUGUUCCUGGCCUAUUCCAUUGCUGCAAACCUGAUAUUUGGCUGGAAGCUCUACUCUUACAAAACUCUCUUUGAUUCAGCAGAGACCAUGGUCAGUCUUCAGAUGGGAAUCUUCAACUAUGAAGAGGUCUUGGACUACAAUCCAAUUUUAGGCUCCUUCUUAAUUGGAUCCUGCAUCAUUUUUAUGACAUUUGUGGUACUGAAUCUGUUCAUUUCGGUGAUUCUCGUUGCUUUUAGUGAGGAGCAGAAGCACUACCAGGCUUCAGAAGAAGAGGAGAUCGUUGAUCUCAUGCUAAUGAAACUCUUCAGUUUCUUCGGGAUUAAAUGCAAGAAGGAAGAGAAGCCACUCACUGAGGGGCAGCUGGAGCAACCUGUCAGCGAGUGAAUGAUGACCACGUUGAAAAGUCACUUUGCUUGUGGGCAAAAUAUUUACUUGUUCGCUGUCAGCUGCAGUGGUUAGGGUUAGGUUAGGCUUUAGGCUUAGGUUAUCGCAGCUUGCCACUGGAACGGGUUUACCCAAGGGAAUGUCGUGACGCUGUGUCAGGGGAGGCUUAGGCUGGAUAUUAGGAAAAGGUUAAAGGGGUCGGGCACAGAACAGGCUCCCAGGGCAGUGGUAGUGAUUCCAAGCCUGAGAGAGUUGAAGGAGCCUUUGGACAGUGCUCUCAGGCACGCAGUGGGAUUCUUGUGGGUGUCCUGUGCAGGGCCAGGAGCCGGACUUUGAUCAUCCGUGUGGGUCCCUCCCAACUCAGAAUAUACCGUGGUUGUGGGAAAAUGACGCGGUGUCCACCAGCGAGCCGUUCCCAGCGUGUUAUUUUGGAGUAACAGCUAAGAAGUAACGCUAAACCUAAGGCGAAACGUCCCACGUGCACUUGCUGUAGAUUCGGCACCUGUAUUUAUUUAAUAAACACUGAGCGUCUGUUGCAGUCUGGUUAAACCCCCCCGCUCUCCCUCACGGGAAGAUGGCGGCUC
Myiozetetes cayanensis is the source of this 8045-nucleotide messenger RNA. It is a transcript of the gene PKD1L2, whose product is annotated as polycystin 1 like 2. The record is from RefSeq and is a predicted model, not a curated record. Bases 1 to 7461 code for a protein of 2486 amino acids. Gene Ontology annotation, biological process: detection of mechanical stimulus. NCBI's taxonomy places the organism in Eukaryota, Metazoa, Chordata, Aves, Passeriformes, Tyrannidae. Gene Ontology annotation, molecular function: calcium channel activity; protein binding; carbohydrate binding. Gene Ontology annotation, cellular component: membrane. The transcript is spliced from 42 exons.